Cylicocyclus nassatus is the source of this 702-nucleotide messenger RNA. The record is from the annotation of a GenBank genome assembly. Lineage: Eukaryota; Metazoa; Nematoda; Chromadorea; Rhabditida; Strongylidae.
AUGAAUUCUUAUGAUCAUAGAGAGAAUGUAAAUAAGGUGUGGAUCACUGUCUUACCGAAGCUAGAUCGGCAAGAACAUUAUGAUCAAGGUCCUUACGCCGUCAUUUUUGCUCGAACUAGAGGGUUGACCAGCAGAUUGAAGAAGAAACGAACAAGUUUGGAGAAUUGUCGAAGAUUCGAACUGUUUCUGUUAUCGGAGCGUUAUCACGUACUUCGAGUAUUGGCUUUUCAUGUGGUGAUUGCUACAACUGGACGUCUUCUCGACGUUCUGGAAAAUAGAUAUCUUUUGCUAAACCAAUGCUCAUACGUAAUUUUUGAUGAGGCGGACCGAAUGCUUGAUAUAGGUUUUGAACCCGAAAUGCAAAAGGUCUUGGGAUAUUUGCCUGUAUCUAAUCAAAAGCCUGACACCGAUGACAUAGAGCAUGAAGAAGCUCUGAUGAAUAACUUUGCGACAAGGGAGAAAUAUCGCCAGACUGUCAUGUUCACUGCCACGAUGUCACCUGCUAUCGAGCGAUUGGCUCGUGCUUAUUUACGGCGUCCUGCAGUGGUUCACAUCGGAUCCGCUGGACGACCAACUGAAAGAGCGGAACAGAUCGUUUACAUGAUAACAGAGGACAAAAAGGAGAAGAAGCUGGUUGAAGUGUUGGAACAACACUUCGAUCCUCCAAUCAAUAUUUUUGUCAAUCAAAAGAAGGUAGAAUAA